GAUGGCUGUUACUUCUCUCUAUAAGUCCCACCUUAUCUUCCUCAAUCUCUCCUUCAUUAUCUUCCUCUUCUGUAUCUUCUUCUACCCUUUGCCUUCUUCGAACCAGUCCAUCUCUCUCUCCUCGAUCCUCAAACGCUCGUCCCCAGCAAACCCUAAUGAUUGCAGAGCAUUAGAAGCUUUCGAAGAUAGCGAAACUAAGUGCUCCUACCUCAAAACCAAUCAUCACUGUGGCAGUAACGGCUACUUGGAUUACCUCCAUCUCUUUUACUGCAUCUAUGGCGAUUCUCCUAUUCUGGGUUACAUCAUCCUCUUCCUCUGGCUUCUGAUUCUCUUCUACUUUCUUGGUAGCACUGCUUCUCAAUAUUUCUGCCCAUCACUUGAGGGCCUCUCUCGUGUGCUGAAUCUCUCCCCAACCAUCGCCGGCGUUACCCUUCUCUCACUCGGCAACGGUGCACCAGAUGUCUUUGCAAGCAUCGUCUCCUUCGCCGGCGGCAACGGUAACAGUGAGAUCGGUCUUUGCAGUGUUCUCGGUGGCGCCUUUUUUGUCUCUACUGCUGUCGUGGGUGUUAUCAGCAUCUGCGUUAGCAACAGCAGCUCAUGGAAUCAUGCUAUGGCCAUUGAUCGUUUUAGCUUUACCAGAGACCUGUGUUACUUACUCUUCAGCCUCUGUUUUCUUCUCCUGAUACUUGUCGUUGGCCAAAUUCACAUCUUGGGGUCCAUGUUCUGCAUUUCUCUGUACAUUCUCUAUGUUAUCAUGGUCUCCACCGGGAAAUGUUGCAGGAAGGAGUUUGAAGUGCCAUUGUUAGAAUCCAUUGAAGUGGAGCAGCAUCAGUCCGUUGAGGAUCUUCAUGAAAGCAAAGAAAUUGAAGCAAAGCAGAGUUUUUUAAAUUCCUGGGUUUGGUCAAGCUGGUUCCUUUUCUUGAUAGAGCUUCCACUCUUUCUCCCGAGAAGAUUAACAAUCCCAGUUGUGACAGAAGAGAGAUGGUCUAAACCAUUUGCGGUUGCUUCAGUGAUACUGUCGCCAACUCUUCUUGCAACUUUAUGGAAUUCCAAGACUGUGGGGGUGGGUUCUGAAGAAAGCAUCACAAUCUUUCUUUUUGCUGGUUUAUUUGGAAUGAUUCUUGGAUUUGCUGCCAUGGAAGGAACUGAAAGUUCCCAUCCACCAAAGCUCUUACUUCCAUGGCUUGCAGGUGGCUUUCUCAUGAGCGUGGUGUGGAGUUACAUGGUAGCGGGAGAACUUGUUUCACUCCUUGUGUCAUUUGGGCAUAUAAUUGGAGCAACUCCUUCUGUUCUUGGAGUCAUAGUUCUGGCUUGGGGGAAUUCACUUGGGGACCUCAUAUCUAAUGUGGCCAUGGCUGUUAAUGGAGGGGAGGAUGGAGCUCAGAUUGCAAUAGCUGGUUGCUAUGCUGGUCCAAUUUUCAAUAUCUUGGUUGGGUUGGGGAUGUCACUGUUUAUGUCUUCUUGGGGAUCUUAUCCUGAAGCAUUUGUGAUUCCUGAGGACCCUUUUGAGUUUGUGAUUAUUGGAUUUCUUGUGGGAGGAUUGUUGUGGGCUCUGGUUAUAUUGCCAAGGAAGGGGAUGAAGCUGAAUUGGAGUUUGGGGGUUGGAUUGCUGACUAUUUAUUCCUUUUUUCUUUGCUUUAGGCUGCUUGAAAGCCUUGAUUUGUUGAAAAUUGGAGUUUCUGGACCUUGAAGCUGGGCAUGUAAAUUUCCCUCUUUUAUUUUUUUUAUUUUUUUGGGUGGGGGAUUGAGGUGGGGCUUUUUACAUACGUACCCCAAUUCCUAUGUAUUUACAUAUCUAAUAUCUGAACUUUGCUUUUUAACC
Molecule: messenger RNA, 1822 nt
Organism: Phalaenopsis equestris
Lineage: Eukaryota; Viridiplantae; Streptophyta; Magnoliopsida; Asparagales; Orchidaceae
Product: cation/calcium exchanger 1-like
Exons: 2
Coding region: 2-1690 (562 amino acids)
Biological process (GO): transmembrane transport; monoatomic cation transport
Cellular component (GO): membrane
Molecular function (GO): monoatomic cation transmembrane transporter activity
Source: RefSeq, a predicted model, not a curated record